AUGCUGACGUUGAUCUCAAGUCCUUGGCCUUUCGCUCAAUGGGGGCUAGAUCUGAUUGAUCCACUACCAAAGGCUAAGUGGCAGCUGAAAUAUGUAGUGGUGGCGGUGGACUAUUUUACCAAGUGGGUAAAGGCUGAGCCCCUAGCGUCCAUUACCGAGGAUAAGGUCGUUAGUUUUGUGUGGAAGAACAUAGUAUGUCGGUUCAGCAUACCGUACGCCCUCAUUACCGACAACGGCAAGCAAUUCGACAGCGCUCGAUUUAAUCGAUUCUAUCAACAGCUCGGUAUACGCCAUUUCAGCUUGUCGCCAACUCAUCCGAAGUCAAACGGGCAGGUUGAAGCUAUUAACAAAAUUAACAAACGAGGCUUGAAGACGAAGCUUGAGUCUUUGAAGGGUCGGUGGGCGGAGAGUUGCCAGAAGUGUUGUGGUCCUACCGAACUAUGCCGUGCCGCGAGACGUCGUACAGCCUAG
Momordica charantia (bitter melon) is the source of this 471-nucleotide messenger RNA. The record is from RefSeq and is a predicted model, not a curated record. Lineage: Eukaryota; Viridiplantae; Streptophyta; Magnoliopsida; Cucurbitales; Cucurbitaceae.